ACCAUCUGGUAACACGGCAAGAGUAAAAAAAAAAGAAUUGACAACACGGAUAAGUCGAAAUGGAUUUCGGGGCGCUGCUGCACUACGCGAAAAAGAAGAACGAUGCGGCCACCAAGGAGGAGCGCCCGGGAGAGGGCAAGUUCUACAGCACCAAGUAUGCGCCGCCCAAGAAGGAGUCCAAGGAGUCCAAGCAGCUGUCCAACAACAUACAGAAGUUCCUGCGCAGGAAGGAGGCCGAGGAGGCGGAGAAGAAGCGCGAGGAGCGCCAGAAGCUCAACGAGCUGCUGGCCAAGCGGGACGAGAAGUCCAAGAACAAGAUCCGCAAAAUGCUCAAGGUCACCAAGUCGGCCAACAAGUCCGUCCUGGAGGAUGCCAACGACGGCGCCGAUGGGGCCCACGAGGCGGGCGAGGGCCAGGGCGACGACUACGGCUAUGUGUCCAACGAGGCGAACGCCUUCUACGAGAAGUACAUCGAGAAGGUGCGCGACGUGCAGGAGGACAAGGGAUUCGCGCCCAGCAGGCCGCAGUCCCUGCGAGACCUCUCCGGGACCAAGGAACGCGUGAAGGCGGCCAUCACCCGGGAGCGUGAGGAGGCCAAGAGUCACACGCGCCAGAGGAGCAGCGGCGGGGCCUCGCACAGCGCCACCAAGUCAAAGGAGCCCAGCGUGGCCCGUUCCUACAGCACCUCGAAGAGCCUGUACGAUCCCGAGGCGGAGAGGCGCGAGGAGGAGCGCAAGAAGCGGCAGGAGGAGGAGCAGCGCAGGGCCAAGAUCAAGCGGCCCGCCCAGCCGCCGCCCAUGGAUUUCCAAGCGCUGCUCCGCCUGGCCGAAAAGAAGCAACACGAGCCCGUGGUCUUUGAGCCCGAGAAGAAGAAGGAAGCGGAGCGCCUGCUGUCCGCCCGCGAGAAGCGCGAAAUGGAGGAGCGCCAGCGGCAGAAGGAGCAGCGCGCCCAGCGCGACAAAAUGCGGGAACUGGAGGCCAAGGGGGGUCCCAAAGCCGGCGCCACCGCCGCCACCAAUCGCAUGGAGCCCAACGGGCGCAUUCCCAAGCUGAAUCAGGCCAAGCCGGCGAGUGCGCCAAGUGAUAGUUUCAAAAAGCCCGCAGUGCCUUCGCCAGCGAAGGCCCGCUCCAGCUCCGUCAGUACACUAAGUUCCAAUUCCCAUUCCUCCACUAGCCGUAGUCCCGCCCCAAGUAUAAGGCCCGCCAGCAAGACAGCUCCUGUGGCCGCCGCCAAGCCAGGCGCGAGUGCAUCGUCGGCGGCGGCGACGGGGCGACCCAGCUCCGUCGCUGGCAAAGCACCCGCCCCUGCCUCCUCGAAGAAUCCCUAUGCGGCGGCCAUCAAAAACGGAGCAGUGCGUGAGUUUCCGCCCAGGGAUCGGCCUGCCGUCCCAGCCAAAGCGCGCCCAGCCACUCCGGCGGAUGGCAAACCGCGACAAUUCCCGCCCGCGGAUGUGCAGAGGUCCUCGGGUGGCCGCCAGUUCCCGCCCGCCGAUGUCAAGAGACGCAAGCCCCAGGAGCAGCCAGGCAACAAAAGACGCAUUUACGACGACGACGAUGAGGACGAGUACGACUCCGAGCUGGAUGACUUCAUCGACGACGGCGACUGCGAGGAGGACAUAUCCUCGCACAUCCGCGACAUCUUCGGCUAUGACAAGCGGCGCUAUCGCGACAUGGACGACGACGACCGGGGGAUGGAGUCCAGCUUUGCGCAGAUGCAGCGCGAGGAGUUCAUCAGCAAGAAGUUGGGCAUGCAAGAGGACCUGGAGGACAUGCGCAUGGAGGCGGCGCACAAGAAGCAAAAAAUGGCCAAAAAGCGAAUCAAACGCAUCGACGACGACGACGACUAGUCUGUCGAGGUGUCGUGCAAAUCUCAAAAUAUCCGAAGUGCGACCUUAAGUGUUAUCUUAUCUGGCGGACGACUCAGGCCCGCCCGAUGCUGAAGUGCAGGAGCUGUGCCCGUUGAGCUUACAUAUGUCUGAGGAUAGUGUUUAGUUAGUUACGUGCCCUAGUUUAGCAUAAGCACACCCAAGCACACACACACAGCACACUCAAGGUAUGUGCGCCUAUAUAUAGACCAUCUAUAGUCAUCUAUUUUUGCUAUCUGAAAACGGAAACUCACACAGAAUGGAGCUAACUUCGUCUAGCCGUUGUCUUUUUGAUAGGUGUACAUAUGUCUCUCUUGAUUUCCCCGAGUCUUCGCUUGAAAUAGGAACGCCAGAUAUACACAUUUCACUUUUGAUUUCCCUGCGGUUUCCGUGUCGAAUGAGCAUGCAAAUGAAAUGCGUCGGUUUGCUGGCCCCGGGGCUUUGAACUUUCCUCACAAGCGCUUCGUUGCCUUGAGAAGGUGCACAAAUUCGUCACCCUCAAAUUUAAAAACCAGUUUGAGCACUUUUUCUUUCCGUUUCCCUUGCUUUAAGCCGCUGCAAUUUUACAUGUACCUUAGCUAGCCCCAAUAAACAUUUAUUUUAUGGAUCAGGCUAUUUUUGUUUGGAAUUACUAGCUGCAUAUGACUUCGUUUGCUGGGCUUAGCAGCCUCUUUUUGUAGCCUUGUGAAGAAUAAAUUUUAAAAUUAUAUUUAAGGCCCUUUCUUAUCGAAAAGAACUUCAUAAUUACUUUGUUGUUUCGUGCAGCAUUUGCUUAUGCCAUAAGUUUUUAGCUAUUGUUAUUGUGUAAAAACUACAUUUUCUAAAUUUUGUUGAAUAGAUAAUUUGUUUUGUCAAAUAUUCGGCUAUAUCUUAGUUACACAAAAACCCUGACAGCUAUUUUCAUCAUUAUUUUCGAGGAACUCGGAAGACUCUAAGCGAAGUUAGCUAUCUGUUUUCGAAUAAAGUGAGUUUAGAUAUUACGCCUGAAGUUUUGUAUAUGUUUUCUACAAUAAAACAGAUCUCUCCUAAGGAAA
Messenger RNA from Drosophila biarmipes, 2899 nucleotides. RefSeq names its product protein SPT2 homolog. NCBI's taxonomy places the organism in Eukaryota, Metazoa, Arthropoda, Insecta, Diptera, Drosophilidae. Gene Ontology annotation, biological process: nucleosome assembly; regulation of DNA-templated transcription. Gene Ontology annotation, molecular function: DNA binding; histone binding. Bases 60 to 1847 code for a protein of 595 amino acids. The transcript is spliced from 4 exons. Gene Ontology annotation, cellular component: nucleolus. The record is from RefSeq and is a predicted model, not a curated record.